CUUUUCUUCUCCUCCUCCUUAUAAAUCUCUUAAUAAUCACAACAACAAUGGCCGAUGGAAGCUCAGACCCUUCUUCUGGGAGUAGAACAAGGUGGUGCUCAAUUCCCGAGAAGCUUCAACUGCAUGGCGCCAUGUUGGCCUUGCAAUUUGGCUACGCCGGCUUCCACGUUGUCUCAAGGGCAGCCCUUAAUAUGGGCAUUACUAAACUCGUGUUCCUUGUUUACAGGAACAUCAUUGCCUUUCUCAUCCUCCUUCCCUUCGCAUAUUUCAUUGAAAAGAAGGAGCGGCCUCCCUUUAAUCUCAAUUUUCUGCUCCAAUUCUUCCUUCUUGCACUUGUUGGAAUCACAGCAAACCAAGGGUUUUACUUGCUAGGUUUGGAGAACACGUCGCCGACAUUCGCAUCGGCGAUACAAAACUCGAAUAGAAGAAGUGAGGCUAAACAGAAAUCGAGAUGUAGUGCGAUCCUAACGAAAGAGGUUUGUUUUUAA
Molecule: messenger RNA, 488 nt
Organism: Cucurbita maxima (winter squash)
Lineage: Eukaryota; Viridiplantae; Streptophyta; Magnoliopsida; Cucurbitales; Cucurbitaceae
Product: protein WALLS ARE THIN 1-like
Exons: 4
Coding region: 48-488 (146 amino acids)
Cellular component (GO): plasma membrane
Molecular function (GO): transmembrane transporter activity
Source: RefSeq, a predicted model, not a curated record